Messenger RNA from Leptosia nina, 2859 nucleotides. Lineage: Eukaryota; Metazoa; Arthropoda; Insecta; Lepidoptera; Pieridae. The record is from the annotation of a GenBank genome assembly.
AUGGAGGACGAAAUAAACGAGUGCGUCCGGAAAAAAGUACAAUGGAAUCAAUUACCAGGGAAUAUUAAAAAAUUGUUAAAUGAUUCCCCCAAAGGAUACGAGAGAAUCAUAUUAGAUUUUAGUAUCAAGAACCAAUUGAGGUUUAGAGGCAGUUUGGUCAGAACUGUGCGUAAAGAUGAAAGGAAGUACUAUGAAUUGCUUGUUCAAAGUAGUAUACAAAGACUCAUGCUUUACCCUUACCAUUUAGCUGAUAUGAUAGUCAAAGGACUAAGAAUCACACCUUUUAUAUAUUACACAGAAGUAGUCGCUAUACUUAUAGAAUCAGAAAAAAGCUAUGACACAAUGCCUAACUUUACUGCUGCAGACUGUCUUCGCUUAUUAGGUAUAGGACGCAAUGAGUAUUUAGAACUUGUUGCUAAAGCUAGGUCACUCGGCCGAAGGGGAAGGUCAAAAGCGAUACGCGGGCUCUUACCUCGAGUACCACUAAACAUACCCAUGCAGUCGUGGUGGAGAGUGGAACUGGGGUAUGUUUUGGAAGAAGAUGUAAAACCUCUGUCGGACGCAGAGAAAUCCCUCAUUGAUCUCUUAAUUGACCGAGGCUCGCAAACAGCUGGCACACUUGACUACAACCUGGUCAAAAGUCUUUACAGACGAGGUCUUAUCUACUUGGAUGUACCAAUCACGGGCGCUGAUAAAGUCUCCGUUCCGCCCUUGAAAGGAUUUGUGAUGAAUCGUAUAGCGGGGGACUACUUCGAGACGCUGCUUUACAAAGUGUUUGUAUCUAUUGAUGAGCACACAAGUGUUGCAGAGUUGGCUACAGUCCUACAAGUAGACGCGUCUCUUGUGAAGCAAGCCGUAUCACUGUACUGCCGAUUGGGAUUCGCAGAACACCUUCAGCCCCCUCCUGUUACACCUCAGCAUCCCUCGUGGAGCCAGGCUCUCACCACGCACAACCAUAGACCGUAUAGACAAAUAACUCCUUUGACAAUCGACUCUAGAUUGGAAGAAGACGCGUUACAGAUGGAACCAGUGCUCAUCAAGGAUAUGCCAUCCACCUCGAAACAGCUACCUCAGACGUCUCUAGAGACUCCAAGCAAUGGCAGUGGUCAAAGAGUGGCCGUUCUCUUUGAUUCAACCUUAGCUGCGUACCUCAUGAUGGGAAACUUAUCACCUGAUCUGAAAAGUCAUGCAGUAACGCUGUUCGAAGUUGGGAAGCUGUGUGAUGAGAGUUUGGACAGUCUACUCAUGGAAUUAGAUAAGGUAGCUGCUGACCCCGAGAUUGAGGGAGAAGCCCGUCGGUACCUUGCAGCGGCUGCCUGUUUGCGGAUUGCGCUGAGAACGUUGCGACCUAAAUUACGUCCAUUAGACUUAUUGCGUUGUGAAGCGCUGCACGCGCUUGAUGCACCGGCUCGGGCUCGCUUACUCGCUACUAAAUAUAGACUGGCGAUAUCAACGGCGCCGUUAAGUAGAGAAGCGCGAGCGGGUACGGCGGCGUGCUCGCUCGCACACGUAGGCCCCGCCCCUCCGGAAGCGUCGUCCCCGUGGAUGCGCCUCUACCUGUACCACGUAGCUGGUUACGGACCGCCUACGCUAUUGCUAACUAAAGGUACGGUUCUCCGCGGAGUGCCACGUUGUCUCUUAGGGUUUUCAAGACUAGCCGUAUCCUGGUGGACGGCGGAGUCCGAAGCUAGCGCAUUGCCGGCUGCUGCUGCAUUAGCUGCUGCCAAUUCGGCACUUCGGCGGGGUCCAGUGUUAUUGCAGGCUGCUGGCGUGAGAUCACCACCUCACGUUGCGCACUUGGCCUUUCCACCAGCCUCAUUGGAUGAUAUAGAAGAUCCUCAAUGUCUUUGGCGUAAGCAUGGAGGUCUUCGGCGUCUCAUGCGAAGGUUAAGACUUACUCGCACUGCAGGAUAUGUGACUCUAGCCGAUAUCGGUGUGCCGGACCUUGGAUGCGCUCGUCCCCCCUCUACUGUGCAACUUGUUCAAACGAGAAAGAAAAAAGACAUUUGCGGUAUAGCGAAACCGGUCAGCGAAAUCUCUGUUUCCUCCAGCGAAUCCACAGACAAAACCGCAGAUUUCAAAGACAUUAGUCGAUUACAGUCUCCCAUAGAGUCGCAUUUCGCCGUCACCCCAACGACAGAUAGUAAGACCAGUUCUCCAUCAAACGGCUUUACAACUGUCGAAGGAGGGAAGUUAUUGUGUGAGGAAUUGGAUAACUUGAACUUAGACCCUCAUAGAAGCAAGGAAUCUAUAGCUUGCAGUGAUGAUUUCGUCCCUAUACAUUCCACAUCAAUUAGCAUCGAAGAUUUGAAGCAUUCCAAACUGUCCAUGAGUAAAGAGUCAAUCACGGAAGACAUAGUUCCAAUACAUUCGACGACGCCCAGCGUCGAAAAUCUAAAGUUUGAUAAAGACGAGAAGUUGAUCAACCAGAUGAACGAUCUGUUGAGCCCGGCGGAGGAGUCUGUGUCGAUGUUUACCCAGUUGAGCAACAAGUUGACGGAGAUUAGCGGCGAGGGCGACAGUGGUGUUGACACGGCACACAACUUCUCCGAUGAAGAGACGUGUAAGCCAGAGAGGUGGACAAUUUUGGACCUUCAAUUUGGUAUACCACUAUUCGAUGAAGCGCUGUGCGAAAAAGUCUGCCAAAGUAUUGUCGAUAGGAUAGCAAAGCCCGAACUACUAGAUAAGAUAAAAGAAGAUAACGAAUUCGUCAGAAGUGAUUUGCUGAAGUUUGUGUCACAGUGUCAGUACUAUCCCGGUGAGGACAUGGGAAUAGUGAAACGUGGUACUCUGGUUCCAUUACCGAGAAAAAACUUAGUCUUUGAGAACGGCAGGAUCAGCGAGUGGAUCGGAAAGUGA